AUGGCAUUGUUAGCUAAUCUCUUCCUAUCACUUCUCUUGCUCGCCACCUUCUCUCCCACAACGAUACUCUGCUUUGUGAAUCCAGCUCCUCCAAGGGUAGAUGAGGGUGCUGCGAUAAACUCUGCUUAUCGUACUUAUAUUGUGCUCGUGAAGCCACCGCCCUCUAAUGUCGGCAAAGAUGGGUACCGCCGAUGGUACGAGUCUUUCUUGCCGGGCUCGCAUCUUGGCGACUCGGGUGAGCCACGUCUUAUCCACUCCUACACCGAGGUGCUCAGCGGCUUCGCCGCGAGGCUUGCUGAUGGAGAGCUUGAUGUUGUUGCCAAGAAGCCAGGAUUCAUCCGCGCAUUUCCGGACCGGAAGCUACAACUUAUGACCACACACACACCAGAGUUUCUCGGUCUUCGGAAUGGCACCGGUUUUUGGCAGGAUGUUGGCUACGGGAAGGGAGUCAUUGUGGGGUUGCUUGACACCGGCAUCCAUGCACCACACCCUUCCUUCGACGAUCACGGCAUCCCACCGCCGCCAUCGAAGUGGAAGGGCUCGUGCAAGGCGGCACGAUGCAACAACAAGCUCAUCGGUGCCAAGUCGCUAGUUGGAGACGACGAAUCGGGUGAUGACGACGGCCACGGGACGCACACCUCAUCCACAGCAGCCGGGAAUUUCGUCACUGGUGCAUCGUACCACGGCUUGGGAGCAGGCAUCGCGGCUGGAAUUGCUGCGGGCGCCCAUAUCGCCAUGUACAAGGUGUGCACUUCUAGUGGUUGUACCGAGUCCGCUAUACUGGCCGGGCUCGAUGCGGCCAUCAAGGAUGGGGUGGAUGUGCUCUCAAUCUCACUCGGCGCACGCAUGCCAGUAAGCUUUGAUAGGGACCCCAUCGCCAUCGGCACAUUCCAUGCAGUAUCCAAAGGCAUCAUCGUGGUCUGCGCGGGGGGCAACGAUGGCCCCGAUCAGGGUUCGGUAACCAAUGACGCGCCAUGGUUGCUCACAGUGGCUGCCGGAUCGGUGGACCGAAGCUUCCGCGCUAGCGUUCAUCUCGGCAAUGGCAAGCUGAUCGAUGGAGAAGCGCUUACACAAGUGCCAGAGCCGAGCUCAAAUCUCCACCCUCUCCACUAUGAAGUCGAACGGCAAGCCUGCGACUAUUACUAUGAUGAUAACAGCCACGUCUCCGGGAAGAUCGUGGUCUGUAGAAAAAUGGACCCGAAAUUUCAGGUGCAAAGUAUCCAUCAUACAAUGGACGCUGGAGCAGUCGGCGUAGUGCUCUUUGACGAUGAAAGUUUGGGCUACACCACUACUCUUGACGAUUACAACUCUAGCGUCGUGCAAGUGACCGCGGCUGACAGCAAAGUUCUCAAGACAUGGGCAAGCACCUCCACGGGAGCCAAAUUCACAUACAACAAUACAUUGCUUGGUGUCCAUCCGGCCCCUGUAGUGGCAUGGUUUUCUUCCCGAGGUAAUAGCCCUAACACCGCUGGGGUGCUCAAGCCGGACAUACUGGCACCUGGGCUCAACAUCCUGGCUGCGUGGCCACCAAAAACAAACUAUGCACAUGGGCCUUUCAACAUCCUAUCUGGCACAUCCAUGGCCACACCACAUGUUAGUGGCGUCGUAGCGCUUGUGAAGAGCUUGCAUCCAGACUGGUCGCCAGCCGCCAUCAGGUCAGCCAUCCUGACGACAGCAAAUGCGGUGAAUAGUACCGGUGGCUCUAUCCUCAAUGAGAUGCAUGAGAAAGCAAGCUUCUUUGACAUGGGCUCCGGGCAUGUCAACCCCGCGAAAGCCGCUGACCCUGGCCUUGUGUAUGACCUCGACUUCAACGACUACACCAGCUACAUAUGUUCGAUACUCGGCGACUAUGGCUUGCUAAUCAUUGUGCAUAACUCGAGCCUAACAUGUGAAAAGCUGCCCAAGGUCAAGGGCAUCCAACUCAAUUACCCGACAAUAAUGGUGCCACUGACACAAACACCGACAUCGAGCAUGGUGCACCGAACGGUGACGAACGUUGGCCCAGCAAAAUCAACGUACAUGGCGAAGGUGGAAGCACCCAAGUCACUGAAUGUAAAGGUCACCCCGGACAAGCUAGUGUUCUCCAAGGCUGGAGAGAAGAAGACGUUCAGUGUAUCGGUGAGCGGAAGACUUGAUAAAGGAGAGCACCUGGAGGGAAGCUUGAGCUGGGUGUCAGGGAAGCAUGUUGUGCGGAGUCCCAUCGUCGCUUCGACACAUCUAAAACAUUAA
Messenger RNA from Lolium rigidum, 2229 nucleotides. RefSeq names its product subtilisin-like protease 4. The record is from RefSeq and is a predicted model, not a curated record. Lineage: Eukaryota; Viridiplantae; Streptophyta; Magnoliopsida; Poales; Poaceae. The transcript has a single exon. Gene Ontology annotation, biological process: proteolysis. Gene Ontology annotation, molecular function: serine-type endopeptidase activity. Bases 1 to 2229 code for a protein of 742 amino acids.